AAUGAAAGCAUUCUUCAGUGCGGCCGGGUGACCAAUAACUUCUCUUCAUUCUGUGGUCCAUGUUUGACGCGUCAGCCAGGCGCGCCCACUGCACAUCUAGCUCCUCUGUACCCUGCGCGAAGCUGAGUUUUGGAUGGACUCACGGAAAGACAACACAUGCCGCAGAAAUAGUUUUGCAGCGGAGUGUGGAAGUCACGGACGAGGCCCAGCAAAAAGGAGCUUAACGCCUAAAAGUUAGCAGUCACGUUCAUCCGGGAGCUGACGGCGUUUUUUCUCGUUAUAGCCUUCUAAUGAAAGGGAGCGCUGGACCUGUAGGGUUUCACAGGACACACCCAGUCUUGACUUCAACACUUCAACACAGGAACUGAACAAUCAGAAAAAAGGACAGGACAGAUAACUGAAUCCUUCUGGGGAACAGCCUGGCAUAAUCACAGAGAGUACAGCUUUACCACAGAGGUGACAUCCUUGCAACAAUGGGUGACUCUGGCGAGGACUAUGAAAACUACACCUAUGAAUACUACAUGGAGUACGGUGACUUGGAGGAACUUAAAGUAGACCACAAACAGAGGGAAACUAUGCAUAUUUUCUCAGUGGUCAUCUAUAUUAUUUCCUUUGUGCUUGGUCUGAUUGGAAAUGGAACUGUCAUUUGGGUGACAGCGUUUAAAAGCAAAAAGACAGUUAACAGUGUUUGGUUGCUCAAUCUAGCCAUGGCAGACUUUGUAUUUGUGCUUUUUCUACCCUUCUCCAUUGAUUACAUACUGCAGGACUUCCAUUGGGACUUUGGUACGGUCAUGUGUAAGCUUAACUCGUUUGUGUCUGUGAUGAACAUGUAUGCCAGCGUGCUCUUUCUCACAGUGCUCAGUAUAGACAGAUAUGUUUCUCUGGUCCACCUCAACUGGUGUCAGAAGUAUCGCACUAAAGAGAGAGCCUGGGUUGUAUGUGGAUUUAUAUGGGUGCUGGCUGCUGCCACGAGCUGUCCUGCACUGAUUUUUCGUGACACCAUUCGCUUACAUGACAAGGUGGUGUGCUUCAACAACUUCCACACACAGGACGCACAUACAGCAGCCAUGAGACACAUUAUGACAGUAGUCAUUCGUACCACUGUGGGCUUCCUUUUGCCUUUUACUGCCAUAUGUGUGACGGGUAUACUUCUGACAAUCAAAGUGAAUCAAUCUGGGGGCUUGGUUCGGCUGUCCAGCUUCUCCAAAACAGUAUCUGCAGUAAUUCUGGCCUUCUUUUUUUGCUGGGCACCUUUUCAUACUUUUAGCUUGAUGGAGUUAUCCAUACAUUCCUCAUUAUACCUACACAACAUACUGAAAGCUGGCUUUCCUCUUGCCACCAGCUUAGGCUUUUUUAACAGCUGCAUUAACCCCCUCCUGUAUAUGCUCCUGAGCAAAAAAGUGCGUCAUAUCCUGAAGCGUGCAUGCCUGGACAUUACUAAGAGUUCACUUAGAGAGCUCAGCCAGUCAAUCUCUGCCACUGAGAUGGAAUCUGUGCCAGAAGUUCAACGGGACAGUGUCCCAGAGGAGCCUGUGGAGUCGUCAGUUCUAUGAUUACAACUAUCCCCAGACUCUAGAAGUUGUCUAUGAAAAACAUGAAAGUAAGACUGGCUAUUACUUUUAGCGUAAAUGUGGCAGAUUAUCAUAGCUGUUCUUUCCAGCCAUAGUGUUAAGAUUUUCCUAUUUUCUGUCAUUUGGACAGAGUUACGUGUCAUAAUUCUCAAUGGAAGAGCUAAGUUGAACUAGAGAUAGUAUCUUUUCACUUAGUUUCCAUUUACAUAACUUAAAUGAUUUACAGAGAAAGUAGUCUAUCGAUUACAUUUCAUUUAUGGGAUAGAUCUGUUCCACUGAAUGUCCCUAAUUUUCAGACGGAUGUCCCUCACCUUCUGCUUUCUUUGUGUUGGUAUUAUAAACUUUGGUUGAUUCAGGAAACAUCCUCAGAGCUAGAACCAAAAUUCAAAUUACUUUUAUCUUUCUUUAAUCACACAUUCUUCAGUCAUUUUAAUUCAAGAGUUCGCCUGCCUACAUGCACAUGUUCCACCAAAACAAGUACCUUCCCGAGGCUAUUUUGCAGAGGCACCGUUGAUCCGUCUGGCGCUUAGCAGCGCCCAUGACGAUUGUGAUUGGUUUAAACAACCAACCAGAGCAUGUUUUUUUAUUCAGGAAUUUUGUGUGGACUAGCCAGACAUUCCUCCGCAGUGCUGUGGAGAUAGGUCUGCCAUUGCAAGACUACAGAGAAAGAGGCAAUGAAAUCUAAUUAGUUGAUCAACAGAAAAUGUAUCAGCAAGUAUUUUGAGUAAUUCAUUGUUUAAAUAAUAAAAAAAAAAUCUCAAGCAUUCUCUGGUUCCAGCUUCUAAAUUGUAAGAAUUUGCUGCUUGAAUGAAUUGGUCUUUCCAUGAUAGUAAACUGUGUUUUUCACUAUUUUCUGUCCUUUUAUAGGCUAAGAAAACCAUACAGAUUAAUCCAUAGUAAAAGUAAUCAUUAGUUGCAGUCUUAUAUCAAAUGCAUCUUAACUAUUUACUGAAUUUGUUAUUGUUCUCUUGAGGCCAGACAUCUUUGGUUCUUCAAAAUGAACAUUAUUAUGUUUUAUACCGUUCUAUACUGCUAGUCACAUAUCAAUGUAUUGUAAGAUUUUUUAACUAUAGAGUUGUAUAAAUGUUUUAAUCUAAUAUAUUUCAAGUACAUUGUCUUUAUAUAUUUCUUUUUGAACACCUGCUGUACUUUGUUGAAUACUUUCUUCAUAUUGUUUGACUUAAUGUUAGAAGAGUCUGUCAUUAAAAAGUAGGAUGAUGUUUUAGAUUAAAGCCUGACGUAAAUCCAGAUGUGCAUUUCCUCCCGUUUCCUGAAGGUCUGUUUAUCAGCCUUUUCCUGUUAUUUGUUUCUAGUGAACUCUAAAAGGAUUACAUCACUGUUAGGUUAAGAGAUAGAGUACCAUCCUGCCUG
This is a messenger RNA of Etheostoma spectabile (orangethroat darter), 2942 nucleotides long. RefSeq names its product chemerin chemokine-like receptor 2 (gene cmklr2). Bases 474 to 1553 code for a protein of 359 amino acids. The record is from RefSeq and is a predicted model, not a curated record. Gene Ontology annotation, biological process: inflammatory response; complement receptor mediated signaling pathway; chemotaxis. The transcript has 3 exons. NCBI's taxonomy places the organism in Eukaryota, Metazoa, Chordata, Actinopteri, Perciformes, Percidae. Gene Ontology annotation, cellular component: plasma membrane. Gene Ontology annotation, molecular function: complement receptor activity; G protein-coupled receptor activity.